CGAAAAAGCCCAUCGCUUUGCUUCUAAUCCUCGCCCCUCGUCGCUCCUCUAGCCCCUCUUCAGCUUCCAAGUUCUCUGCCUCGGCUUAACUCAGCUAGCUCGAUCUCUCGUGCAAAUGGCGGAGGAGCAGCAGGAGUACUCAGAGGAGGUGAUCAUCGUGGGGGCGGGGCCAUCGGGCCUUGCCGCGGCGGCGAGCCUGUCGGUGCGCGGUGUCCCGAGCCUGAUCCUGGAGCGGGACAACUGCGUGGCGUCGCUCUGGCGGAACCGGACCUACGACCGCGUCCAGCUGCACCUGGCCAAGCACUACUGCGCGCUCCCGCACUUCCCUCACCCGCCUUCCGCCCCGACGUACCUCCCGCGGGCCGAUUUCAUCCGCUACCUCGACGGCUACGCGGCCCGCUUCGGCGUGCGGGCCGCGCUGGGCCGCGAGGUCCGGGCCGCCCGCUUCGACGCGGCCCGCGGGCUCUGGGCCGUCGACGCCGUCGACGCCGCCACCGGGAAGAGCGAGCGGUACGUCGCCAGGCGCCUGGUGGCCGCCGCCGGGGAGAACGACCGGAUGGUGCUCCCCGAGGGCCUGCCCGGGAUGGAGACGUUCCCUGGCACGGUGAUGCACGCCGGGGAGUAUAGGAACGGGAAGGGGUUUGAGGGGAAGAGGGUGCUUGUUGUUGGGUCUGGGAACUCUGGCAUGGAGAUCGCCUACGACCUCGCCGUCGCCGGCGCCGCUGCCUCCGUCGUCGUCCGCAGCGAGCUUCACCUGGUGACCAAGGAGAUCUGGAACGUGGCGAUGACGCUGUACAGGUACCUGCCGGUGUGGCUGAUCGACCGGAUCGUGCUGCUCUUGUGUGCCGUCGUGCUCGGGGACACCUCCCGCUACGGCCUCCGCAGGCCCGCCAUUGGGCCCUUCUCCAUGAAGCUCCAAACCCCCGCCUACCCCGUCGUCGACGUCGGCACCUACGCCAAGAUCAAGACGGGCGAGAUCCAGGUCCUGCCGGCGAUGAAGAGCGUGGACAGGGACGUGGUGGAGUUCGCCGAUGGCAAGAGGCACCCGUUCGACGCCAUCGUAUUCGCCACCGGCUACCGGAGCACAACCAAGCAGUGGCUCAAGGACGACGGGCUGAUCGGCGAGGACGGGAUGGCGAAGCGCAGCUACCCAGGGCACUGGAAGGGGGAGAAUGGGCUCUACUGCGCCGGGAUGGUGAGGAGAGGCAUCUACGGGAGCUACGAGGACGCGGAGCUCAUCGCCGAGGACAUCAGCAACAACAAGAAGCGCCAGAGCAAGCCUGAUGAUCAUGAGAAGAGCAAUUAAUUAGUGGCUUUUAUGGCUGCAGAUUGAUCGAUGCAAUGAGUUGACAAUGAA
Molecule: messenger RNA, 1357 nt
Organism: Brachypodium distachyon (stiff brome)
Lineage: Eukaryota; Viridiplantae; Streptophyta; Magnoliopsida; Poales; Poaceae
Product: probable indole-3-pyruvate monooxygenase YUCCA11
Exons: 4
Coding region: 116-1306 (396 amino acids)
Molecular function (GO): flavin adenine dinucleotide binding; NADP binding; N,N-dimethylaniline monooxygenase activity
Source: RefSeq, a predicted model, not a curated record